Molecule: messenger RNA, 1394 nt
Organism: Rhopilema esculentum
Lineage: Eukaryota; Metazoa; Cnidaria; Scyphozoa; Rhizostomeae; Rhizostomatidae
Product: protein NipSnap homolog 1
Cellular component (GO): mitochondrion
Source: RefSeq, a predicted model, not a curated record
UGCGCCAAGGCCAAGAUUGUGAUAGUUUGAAAGAUGGCGUCGCUGAGGAAUAGUGCGAGGUUCCUUGGACUAAAGGCGACGUCUGGCAGCCCAUUAAUGCUACAAAGAAACACCGAAUUGCCUAAAGCUGCACGACUUCUUCGUGUCCUUAGUAGCAGAUCACUCGAGUUUUCACGUUCAUAUGCGUCAGAAGAGAGAACAAGGGGCACAUUUCUCUCAAAACUCUUAGGCCAAUCUGUUUCUCCGCACACUGCUGCACACUCUAAAGUACUCACUGAAAGUCUGGCUUUGUAUGAAUUGCAGUUUCAUUAUGUAAAACCAGAGUGUAUGAGUGACUAUCUGGAUUUAGUGUCAGAGGUAAACCCGAAGCUUGAUAAAAAUGAAAAUUUCCCUGGAAAGCUGAUUGGAAGCUGGACUACACAAUAUGGAGAGUUGGACCAAGUUGUUCACCUUUGGAGUUAUCAAGGAGGAUAUAAAUCAGCAAGUGACGCAAAGAAUUUCCUUGCCACUGACAAGGAAUUUUUAGAGACAGCCAAGAAACGAAGCCUUUUACUUAGGCGACGAGAAAAUCAACUACUGCACGAAUUCUCUUUUUGGGGUCAGCCUCAGUUUAGGGACCCAUCACAUAUUUAUGAACUGAGAAGCUACUCUUUGAAGCCUGGUACACUGAUCGAAUGGGGGAAUAAUUGGGGGUUGGCAAUCAAGAUUCGACAGGACGAUGCUGUUGGAGGAUUUUUCUCUCAAAUCGGAGACCUGUAUCAAGUCCACCAUAUAUGGGCCUACAAGGAUCUCAGCCAUCGCAAGACAGCUAGAGAAAUUAUGUGGCAAGAACCCGCCUGGGGAGACUGCGUUGCUAACACUGUACCACUUGUAAAUCACAUGGGAUCGAGGAUUCUGGUACCGACCUCUUUUUCACCAAUGCAAUAAACAUUUGAUGAUUGAGGAUUGUGAAGCCUCGUUUUCAGGUUAUAUAAUUUUCUAUAAUUUUUUAUGUAAAUAGAAAAAUUCGUAUGAAACAAAUGAUGUGAAAACAGUGACGAGAACAAUCUUUGGACGAAUUUGAUAAAAGAUAUAUUGCAAUUCAUCAGUUUUAAUGUCUUUUGAUAUAAUGCGUGGAAUAUUCAACAAUGCUAUUCUAUAUUACAUUUGUUAGAAUAUCUAGGCCUGGUAAACCGAAUUCAGAGUAAAUGAGUAAAACUAACACUCAUAUGCAAUUUCUCUAGGAACCAUUUAUUAGACUAGAUUUGAACUGAGUCAAAUUGUAUUUCGUUUUUUACAUCCUCUUUAAGAUUUAUUAAAUCGUAAUACACGAUAAUCACCGUGUGUAUUGAUAGAAAAAAUUAUUUCCUUUUUUCGGCCUAAAUUAUUUAUUUGUCUUCUGUUAUUGGUAGCUC